Messenger RNA from Hydatigera taeniaeformis, 927 nucleotides. The record is from the annotation of a GenBank genome assembly. NCBI's taxonomy places the organism in Eukaryota, Metazoa, Platyhelminthes, Cestoda, Cyclophyllidea, Taeniidae.
GUUAUCUCAGAUCUUCGUGAUCAACUGAAUGCGAGUGACGGUGGUGGUAAAGUGUCGUCUUCAGAAGGUGUUGACGAAAAUUUGCGGAGAGAGUACGAACAGCUGCGCGAGGAGACGAUUUCCUUGCGAAAAGAUGCCGAACAGCGGCUUAUGGUAGCCUCUGAGAUGGAAGAAAGGGCCUCUGAGGAGCACGCCUCACUGCGACGCACAAUCAACUUAUUGAACCAACAGCUUCAAUUAGAAAAGCAACUAGUAGCGGACUCCAACGCACAGAUAAUUGAGUUGCAGCGCCGCCUAUCUGCAGUUGAGGAGGCUGCGAAACGCGAAUCAGCUGCAUCGGCCUCCCAAUUGCAGUCCACCGAAGCGGAACUGGCGCGUCUCCGUCAGUGUCUCUCGUCUAAGUCCUCCCCCGACAUUGCACGCUCUCCUACUUCUCCACCAUCACCCUCAGAGCAGCCUCAAUUGCGUACUGAUGUAGAGGCGCGCGUUCUUGAACUAGAGGCACGGGUUCGACAACUCAACGACAGUCUACUCACCAAACAGGACUCAUUGGAGGCCACCCUGGCUCAGAAUCAUGCACUUAAGGUUGGAUUUCAUUUUCUUCCUCUUUCAUUUCCUUGUGGUUUCCGUGGGGCUCCACUUAGCACAGUGUCUGGAAACUCUCGAGUGAAGUUGCUGCUCUCAAUAUUGGAGCUACUACUAGCUGGCGUUAACCUUGUGCAGAUUCGACUGGAACGGCUGGAAUCUGAGUGUGAUGCUCAUCUCCUGGAACCUAGAAAUACGCGAUCUUCGGCAUUUUCCUGCGGACAUGCUCACCUUCCACAGAACUCUUCUUCCCAGUCACCACAUGGUUUUGCUCGUCUUCACUUCAUUGUGAGUCUCAAGACAUCUCAUUCGGCUGUCCUCAAUGCCUUUGUUCGCAUGUAA